UGGUAUCAGAGCACGGUCACCGUAGUACAAGGUUCAACGACCUCCGGUGCUAAUCGAAAUGGCGUCGGGUUCCAAGAAUAAUGCUCCACUCUAUUUGGCUGACGGAUUCUCUCAAAAUCGGCCUCCCAGGUUUGAAGGAGUUAAUUAUGGAUAUUGGAAAAAUCGCAUGGAAUUAUUUGUUGGAUCUACAGAUCCAAAACUCUGGGCUAGAGUCAUCAAGGGUCCGUAUGAGCUCAAAGAGGAUCAAGAAAAAUGGACUAACGAGGACUUCGAGAAAUUUCAGCAAAACUGCAAGGCAACUAAUCUCAUGUACUGCGCUCUCGGUCCAGAAGAAUAUCACAAAGUUGAGGUUGCAAGACUGCUAAGGAAAUUUGGGAUAAACUUCAGGUUACGUAUGAAGGUACAUCUCAAGUCAAAACUUCUCGAAUUAAUUCCUUAAAACAGCAAUUCGAGUUGUUCAAAAUGGAAGAAGGAGAAACAAUCCGGCAAAUGUACGAGCGUUUCACAAACAUUGUGAACACUUUGGAGAAUCUUGGAAAAUCGUACGAAAGUGGAGAUCUUGUUAGAAAGAUUCUAUGGAGUCUCCCAGAGCAAUGGACUCCUAAGGUAACCGCAAUAGAGGAAGCUAAAGAUCUAGAGAAGUUAGCUAUAGAUGAACUCAUCGGGUCAUUAGUAACUAAUGAAGACAAGCUCAACAAGGGAAAUCAUGAUAAAGGGAAAAAGGGGAUAGCCUUCAAGGCUACCACAUACAAUGAAGACACAGAAGAUCUCGAUGAUAUGGAGGAUGAAGAAUUGGCUCUACUAAGCAAACAAAUUAGUAGACUACUUCAAGUAAGAAGAGAAAAACGAAGAGGAAACUUCAUCAACAAGAAUAGAGAAGUUGAGAAAGAAGGUGGUACAUCAAAAUAUCCUCAAUCAAGAACAUUCCACAAAAGAAGGAUUGAACAACCUCAGCCGGGAAAGGGUCAAAUCACUACCGGAUGCUUUAGAUGUGGAAAAACUGGGCAUAUCAAGGCUGAAUGUCCUCUAGCAAGAAAAGAACGAGCCAUGGCUGCAACAUGGAGCUGCAGCGAAGAAGAAGAUGAGGAUGGAGAGGAAACAAGAGAAGAAAGCUACAUGGCUAUUGAUGUUGAAAAGCCAUCAGAAUGACAUAACUCAAACGAGGUAAAACCUUCCAACCAUACUCAUUUCAGUGACAGUGAUUACUAUAGUGAUGAUGAUCUAUUAGUAUCCACUAUUAAGGAAAUUCAGUUAGAGUUUGGAAAUGUCAAAGUAAAAUACUCUAAACUGAAAUCUGAUCAUGCCAAAAUAAACAUUGAAUAUGAUAAAUUAAAGAAGGAGGCAAUCAGAUUAAACGAAGAGUUAGAUGAAACUGCUAAGAAAGUUGAAGUUUUAGA
Molecule: messenger RNA, 1397 nt
Organism: Linum trigynum
Lineage: Eukaryota; Viridiplantae; Streptophyta; Magnoliopsida; Malpighiales; Linaceae
Source: the annotation of a GenBank genome assembly